Messenger RNA from Cherax quadricarinatus, 1478 nucleotides. RefSeq names its product dynein intermediate chain 2, ciliary-like. Lineage: Eukaryota; Metazoa; Arthropoda; Malacostraca; Decapoda; Parastacidae. Gene Ontology annotation, molecular function: dynein heavy chain binding; dynein light chain binding. Gene Ontology annotation, cellular component: outer dynein arm. The record is from RefSeq and is a predicted model, not a curated record. Gene Ontology annotation, biological process: cilium movement; outer dynein arm assembly.
CAGGGUGUGUCAUCACUUGACUGACGAGUAUACCUGGUGUUGCAGGCAGCCAGGGUGUAGAGCUGACGGGAGGUAUACUCUGCUUGUACACUCUCAAGAACCCCAGCUUCCCUGAGCGUAUCCUGUACACACCCUCUGCUGUCACCUCAGUACACUUCCACCCUUCAAGGACGAGUGUGGUGGUGUGUGGGAUGACUGACGGGGUCGUCAUGUCCGUGGACGUACGACUCCCGCACGACCUACGCGUCAUCACCUCCGACGCCACGGCUGGCAAGCACCUGCUGCCAGUGUCUCAGGUGAGGUGGGUGCCAACGGAGGUAGGUCAGCCGCUGUGCUUCUACUCUGUGUCUGCUGACGGACGAGUGUCAGAGUGGGGAGUGUUGUCUACCAGCCUCUACCACACAGACAUUCUGGACUUCCACUAUCGUCCUUACCGCACUAAACACUCCACCACCAGCCUCCAUGGCACAGCCACAUGCAUAGCCUUCAACCCACAAGACAAGAGCGUGAUGGUAGUGGGCGUGGACACGGGGUCAGUGUUGCAGGUGAACACGGCGUCCACCGUGCACGCCCUCACCCACUACCACGCCCACACUGGCCCGGUGAGAGCAGUAGCCUGGAACACCUACCACCACAAGGUGUUCGCUACCUGCUCCCUCGACUGGUCACUUAAGGUGUGGCUACAGUACCACACGUCACCUCUGGUGAGCCUUGACUUAGGUGCCCCGGUGGCUGGCCUGGCCUGGUCGUACUUCAGCAGCAGUGUUAUUGUUGGGGUGACGGACGAGGGUCGUGUCUACGUGUACGACCUCUUCGUCCGCAAAUGUCGCCCUCUGUGUGUGCAGAAUAUUCUGCAAAGACGUCGUUCUGCUCUCUCCUGCGUCGCCUUCAGUCCCUUCUACCCCGUCAUUCUGGUGGGUGGAGAGAGAGGAUACCUUCUGACGCUGAAGUUGUCGCCCAACCUGAGGAGAAACCACAAGACCAGAGAUGAACUGAGCCCGAGGGAGGCAGAGGUGUGUAAGAUGGAGCGUAUCAUCGCAACCACCAGGAGCAAACUCAAGUAGGGGCACACACUACUGAGAGCAAGUGCUCUGAGAGUUACAGAACUCUGGCACUGGCACUGGCACUGACCUGCACUUCAUGGUAAUCUUGUCUGACAGAAAAAAAAUAUUAUGACACGCUCGACAUAAGCGCCAAAUUUGGUACAGACUUUUCUUUGGACAUAAAAUCAUUGAAGAGCGGAUAACCCAUUAAUUCCUCAUGGCUUUUUUAAUUUUUGAAUGGCCGCUAAAAAGACAUAAAUAAUACACUUUUGCUGGGGUCCAGUCCCUGGACCCAUUAUGUACCAAACUAAUAAAAAAAGCCAAACAACUGUACUACUCCAGCAGAUUCACUGACACAAGAGGAGAUAUAAAAAAACCUGGAAAACACUUUCCCAGAUUCUGGGGACCCACAAACUAAAAAAACCUAAGAAUAUU